Molecule: messenger RNA, 2015 nt
Organism: Hippocampus comes (tiger tail seahorse)
Lineage: Eukaryota; Metazoa; Chordata; Actinopteri; Syngnathiformes; Syngnathidae
Gene: yap1
Product: Yes1 associated transcriptional regulator
Exons: 10
Coding region: 530-1906 (458 amino acids)
Biological process (GO): hippo signaling; positive regulation of transcription by RNA polymerase II
Cellular component (GO): cytoplasm; nucleus
Molecular function (GO): transcription coactivator activity; protein binding
Source: RefSeq, a predicted model, not a curated record
UUUAUGUCCUGCCCAAAGUUUAGACUCGACUGGGGCGAAACUUUUUUUUUUUCCUCCCUCGCUCUCCCUCCUCCAAAGUGAGCAGCGGAGAUUUAUCCAGCCAGCAACGAGCGGGCUCAUUUCUGGGCCGAAACUACAACAUUUGGGACUCGUUGGGGGGGCGUUUGCGCGUCGACAUUUUGUUUGGAGUGGAAAAGUUUUUGGAUCGGAACGACAGCAAGAGUUCCAGAUAUGCGCUUUGUUGCCUCCUGGAGAAUGCCCGCAAGAGACAACCGCAAGUCGUCGACUUUGUGUGCACACUUCGACAGCUAACAAACAACUUUUUCGUGAGGUGAAAGUUUAAGAUGAACCUGGAUAACUUUUACUGAGCAGCGACGACAGUUGUUGUUGUUGUUUUUUUUUUUUGCACAUUUCCUGCUGCGUGAAAUCCAAGGAAAACGAGCUCGGGAUUUGAUUUUUUUUUUUCUUCGGGGGUUGUUUUUUUUUUGUUUUCCCCCUUAACUUUCGCUCGGCAGACUUUUUCGGGACAAUGGAUCCGAGCCAGCACAACCCUCCGGCCGGACACCAGAUCGUCCACGUCCGGGGCGACUCGGAGACCGACCUGGAGGCUCUCUUUAACGCCGUGAUGAACCCCAAAAACACCAUCGUGCCCCCCUCGGUGCCCAUGAGGAUGAGGAAGCUGCCCGACUCCUUCUUCAAGCCGCCAGAGCCCAAGUCCCACUCCAGACAAGCCAGCACGGACGCGGGCACUGGCGGCGCGCUCACUCCGCACCACGUGCGCGCCCACUCCUCGCCCGCCUCCCUGCAGAUGGGCACCGUCUCCGGGGGCUCCCUGUCCGGCAUGCCGGCGGCCGCCGCCUCCCCCCAGCACCUGCGGCAGUCGUCCUACGAGAUCCCGGACGAUGUGCCGCUGCCUCCGGGAUGGGAGAUGGCCAAGACUGCCUCGGGCCAGAGAUACUUCCUCAACCACAUUGAUCAGACCACCACUUGGCAGGACCCCCGCAAGGCCCUGCUGCAGAUGAACCAGGCUCCUCCACCCAGCUCCGUGCCGGUCCAGCAGCAGAAUCUGAUGAACCCGGCCAGCGGACCACUCCCUGAAGGCUGGGAACAAGCGAUUACAUCAGAGGGUGAAAUUUACUACAUCAACCACAAGAACAAAACCACUUCCUGGCUGGACCCGCGGCUCGACCCCCGCUUCGCCCUGAACCAGCAGAGGAUUUCCCAGAGUGCGCCUGUGAAGCAGGGCGGCCAGCUGCCCUCGGGCACCCUCAGCGGCGUCAACCAGCUGAGGCUGCAGAAGAUGGAGAAGGAGAGGCUGAGGCUGAAACAGGAGCUACUUCGGCAAAGACCUCAGGAGCUCGCUCUGAGGAACCAGCUACCCACCAGCAUGGAACAAGACGGCGGUGGCACCAACCCCGUGUCCUCCCCGAUGGCCCAGGACGCCAGGACCAUGACCGCCAACAGCUCGGACCCAUUCCUCAACAGCGGGACGUACCACUCCAGGGACGAGAGCACAGACAGCGGCUUGAGCAUGAGCAGCUACAGCGUCCCUCGCACUCCGGAUGACUUCCUCAACAGCGUGGACGAAAUGGACACAGGAGACCCGCUCCCGAGCUCCAUGGGCACGCAGCCCAGCCGCUUCCCGGACUACCUGGACGCCAUCCCGGGGACGGACGUGGACCUGGGCACCCUGGAGGGCGAGAGCAUGGCGGUGGAGGGCGAGGAGCUGAUGCCCAGCCUGCAGGAGGCGCUCAGCUCCGAAAUCCUCAACGAUAUGGAAUCGGUUCUGGCGGCCACCAAGAUCGACAAGGAGAGCUUCCUCACGUGGUUGAGGGGGGGGGGGGGGGCAAGGAGGGGUCACCUUCUUCAUCCUUCUCCUCCUCCUCCACCACCAGCGUGCUUUUGACAAGACAUUUCAGCAAGCCUGUCUGGACUUUUCCCGUAUUCUGCGGCAGUAUUCUUCUCGUCUCUCUGUCCUCCUUUUGAUUUUGUCUGUGUCUUCAAGGCUGGCCCAU